AUGCCUACAAACUUGCUACCUACCUUCGCUGGCAUGCUGAUCGACGCUGGUCGUCUCGAGCUACUCCAACCCGUCGGUGCUGGCACCUACGGCGUGGUGUACCUCGCCAUUGAUCACGAAGCUUCGGCCUCCUCCUCGGUCCCCGUUCGGCGCGCAGUCAAGAUCGUGCGGAAGGCUGGUCCUUCCAAACGCGACACGCAGCGCCAGCGACGGGAGAUCACGAUCCAAAAGCUCGUGUCGGGCGUGCCCGGCGUCCUCAAGUUGCUCGAAGUGGUGGAGGAUGACGCAUACUUCUACCUCGUGUCGGACUACCACGACUGCGACUUGUUCAACCUCAUCGCCGAGGGCGUCACCUUCGAGGGCAACGACGAGCGGAUCCGGUCGGUCUUCGUGCAGAUCUUGGAUGCGGUCCACGGGUGUCACCGAAAAAAGGUGUACCACUGCGACCUAAAGCCAGAAAACAUACUCUGCACUGCCGACGGGAAGGAGGUCUUCAUAGCCGACUUCGGGAUGGCCACGCCUAUCGCGCGCAGCUAUGUCCGCGGCUAUGGGACUCACUGCUAUAUGAGUCCGGAAUGUAUCUCCACUGCGUCUGGGCCGUAUUCCACCAAGCAUGCGGACAUCUGGGCGCUGGGCAUCAUUCUGAUCAACCUCAUCGCGGACGGCGAUCGCCCGUGGGGAGAGGCGUCGCUCGAGGAUCCCGACUUCAGGCGGUUCAUCCUCGAAGACGAGCAGUUCCUCGAGCGCGAGUUCGGCAUCUCGAGGGGCGCCGCCGAUCUCCUGAAGCGGAUCUUUCGCUUGAACCCCACCGCACGCCCAAGCCUCGCGCAGAUCCGCAACAAUGUCCUCCGCCUCGACACUUUCUUCGCCGAGUUCGAGGAGGAGGAUGUGCUGGACGACGAGGACGACGAGAUGGAGGGAAACCCGGGCGAGCCAGUCGGCUCUACCUCCACAUCAGUGGACGGCAGCGAGGGUGUCGGUACGCCAGACAACGACCCCGCUGUUGCGCCUCCCAUCGUCGGUUGCAAGUUCAUGACGUUCAAGUCGUACGCCCGCCCUCUGCUGCUUCCGGCGAAGAGGGGGGCCGACGACGAGUUCGCCCUCGCCGUCAUCGAGCGCCUGGACGCGCUCGGACUGGAGUGAAAAGGGCAGCUCGCAGUGCGAGCACGAGAGUGCGGCGGGACGUCCUCUCCUGUCAUGUAUCGCCGGAUCAUCAGAAACGAUCCAGAAAAAAAGCGCUUAGUGCCAAAUGGACAUUAUAUGGACAUGCCUUGGACACGAA
Messenger RNA from Fomitopsis serialis, 1282 nucleotides. Its product is annotated as kinase-like domain-containing protein. Gene Ontology annotation, molecular function: ATP binding; protein serine/threonine kinase activity. The transcript is spliced from 2 exons. The record is from RefSeq and is a predicted model, not a curated record. Lineage: Eukaryota; Fungi; Basidiomycota; Agaricomycetes; Polyporales; Fomitopsidaceae. Gene Ontology annotation, biological process: protein phosphorylation; intracellular signal transduction. The coding region runs from base 1 to 1143 and encodes 380 amino acids.